Molecule: messenger RNA, 2519 nt
Organism: Hibiscus syriacus
Lineage: Eukaryota; Viridiplantae; Streptophyta; Magnoliopsida; Malvales; Malvaceae
Product: disease susceptibility protein LOV1-like
Exons: 4
Coding region: 1-2493 (830 amino acids)
Biological process (GO): defense response to other organism
Molecular function (GO): ADP binding
Source: RefSeq, a predicted model, not a curated record
AUGGAAUUCAUUUACAAAUUCAUUUACAAAUUCAUUUACAAAUGCGACAUAUGGACAAGUAAACUUUGGGGCAAACUCAAACUUUCCCUUCCAAAUUCUUUGAAUGGUAGCCGGGUGAUUUUUGUUCUAACUGGAGGUGAAGCUAACUCUGAAACGGUGAGAAGGUCCCCCGACUUAAAAGAUGUGCAAGAAGUUUUCUCAAAUCAAACGGUUGUAGAGCACCGCAGUAGGCUCUCUGCUGGUAAGGACAAAGAGUCGGGCAUUGUUGGUUUCAUUGAUAAAGAAAGGGAGUUAGAAGGAAUAACACUCAACAGCUACAAGUUGCAUUUUCUAAUUUCAGUGUUAGGGGUGGCAGGUUCAGGCAAAUCAACUCUUGUCUGGACGAUCUAUAACAGUGUAGCAACAAAAGGAGAGCUUGACACUGGAGCAGUUGAGGGAAAGGCUUCAUCUUUUCUUAACCUGGAAGAGAUUCUUGAUAGUUUGGAUGAUGUUCCUGCACCAGAAAUUUGGGAAAGACUAAAUCGUUUCUUUCCAAAUUUAUCAAAUGGCAGCAGGGUGAUAAUCACUACUCGGAAUGUGUAUCUAGCAUACCAUAUCAACCCAGAGGUUGUAGUUCUGCAGCUACGACCUCUAACUGUUGAUGAAAGCUGGGAAUUGUUCUUGAAGAAGGUACAAGCUGCAAAGAAAACGGAGAAAGAUGAAAAUGAUUCACAGCUAACUGCUUUAAAAGAGAAGAUCUUGCAAAGAUGUCAUGGCCUACCUCUUCUAAUCGUCCUGCUUGGAAAUUUGUUAUCUAGGAAGAAAUAUGAUGCAUGGUCUAGUGUGCUAGAUCGUUCCAUUCAUAAAAUGGGAAAGAAAAAGAAAGUAACCCCCGAAGAUCAAAUGAUCCCCUCUGAUAAACCAGCUUCCUCAAACGCCAAGCAAAAGAGUGAGAGGAAAGCAACAGUGAUGGAGCCUAAAACAGCUAGUACGGAUGAAAAAGAUUUUCCAAAUCAGUCGAAGCAAAAAGAACAAAGGGAGAAAUUGCAGACUGAGAUGAAAUGCCUGUCUGAUACUAUGGCUUUAGCCUAUCAGGAUUUAGACCCGGAUUUGAGGUGCUGUCUUCUUUACAUGGGUCUUUUUCCUAAGUCAUAUGAGAUUCCUCUUAGAAGGUUGUAUCAAUUGUGGCUUGCUGAGGGGUUUGUGACAACAACAGAUCAAGUGAAAACACCUGAAAAGCUAGUGGAAGAAUAUUUUGAAGAACUCAAGUGUAGAAACAUGCUUGAGGUUACAAAGCUAAAAUUAAAUGGAAGCCCCAAGUCGUGCCGCGUGCCAAAUACCAUAUAUGACAUCCUCUUUCUAGAUACUGAGAAAGUCGGGUUUUUUCACUUCUCCAACAGUUCAGGUAUAUGUGGAUCACCGUGGUUUAACAUCCGACGUCUUUCAGAAAACUCGGGCAUUUCCCCUCAGUCCAAAGACAUAGAAACCCGAGUUCAACAACUGCGUUCUUAUAUUUCUUUCUAUGGAAAAAGAGGAGAUGCACCUACAAAUGGAUAUUUGGGCUUGAGGCGGACACUUUUGGAUGAGGUCCCACAAUCAGUUGGUGACCUGCAUCACCUGGAGACGUUAGACAUAAAGCACACUUUCAUAACCAAGUUGCCUAGCAUCAUCUGGAUGGCAGAGAAACUUCAGCAUUUGUACAUGAGUGAUAUCAAUGUUGAUUUGUUUACUCUGAAGCCAUCAGCUAGUGGUUCAUUGAACAAUCUGAAGAUCCUGUGGGGAUUGGUGAUUAAAAGUGGGAGUCCUGAAAAAAAUUGGAUGAAGAGUUUGGUUGAUCUGAGGAAAUUGAAAAUAACAUGCAAUGAUGCAACAAGUGAAGUAUCAGGUUCCUGGAUCACUCGAAUGGACAAACUUCAGUCCUUGAAAUUGAGAUUAUUAGAUAAAUUCAAUAAACCUUUACGCCUGAGAGUAGAGGACAUGCAGAAAUGGAAGCAGAUGAGCCGAUCGCAGUUGUAUUUGCUUGCAAAACUUCCAGAUCAAGUUGAUACCUUUGAUUUUCCUGAAAAGCUUGAAGUUCUUACACUGUCAAUGACACAUCUGUCAAAAGAUCCAAUGAAAAAGCUUGGGCUGAAACAACUGAAGGUCCUUAGGCUUUAUGCUCAGUCCUUCUUGGGGAGAGAGAUGACUUGUGAUCGCAGUGGAUUUCCGCAGCUAAAGGUCUUAAAAUUGUGGAUGCUCUAUAAAUUGAACUGCUGGACUGUGGAGCAAGGAGCAAUGCCAAUGUUAAGAGAAGUGGAGAUCAGAAGCUGCAAAAAUCUUAAAAAGCAUAAUGGGUUGGAAAAAGUAGAAGCCUUGAAGGAAUUGACCCUUACAAAUAUGGCAGAAGACUUUGUAGCAAAUGUGGAAAGAAGCAUGGCUAGCAGCAAUGUAGCAAUCAUGAAGAACUUCUACUUUUCCCCUUCAUGGGUAAGUUCAAUUCCUCUCAGUUGCUUGUCUUCAUCUUUUAAUUCUUAAAUCUCUUCAUAUCUCGUUCUAUUCUU